This is a messenger RNA of Salvelinus fontinalis (brook trout), 2783 nucleotides long. RefSeq lists its product as uncharacterized. Lineage: Eukaryota; Metazoa; Chordata; Actinopteri; Salmoniformes; Salmonidae. The transcript has 3 exons. The coding region runs from base 146 to 889 and encodes 247 amino acids. The record is from RefSeq and is a predicted model, not a curated record.
ACUUAUCACAAUCUCUUUUGCACAAUAUAAUGAUGGAACUGUCUGGUAGCUAUGAGUUUGAGUCAGGUGUUAUUGUACUCUGAGGGUAAUUAUAACAUGCUAAUACACAUCUGUUCCAGCCAGACAUCUGGAUAAAAAAAUCUAAAUGUGCAGAAAUAAAGUAAUUAUAGAGGGCGCUGAGACCGACAGAUUCACUCAUGGUCUUAAAAGGCCUCUGCACAGAUCUCAGCAUGUUCCUCUGACAAUGGAAGUCAAACUAACAGAAGCAGUGAUUUUCUCUCUCCUUCUUACUCUCAAGGUAUUCUCUGCAGAGAGGAAUGAUGAGGCUCCCAUUUCCUGGCCCGAUCAAAGGGCAAUUCCCACGGGAGACUACCUGGAGAAGGGGAGAGGAGAGGUGCAGAGAUUUGACAGACAAGAGCAGCAUUCUGGGCAAUCUGAACAUGUUAUUCACACACUGCUGAUCAUGAACGAUGCAGCUGAGAUAGACAUCAACCGUGACGAGUCUCCAUGUAAGGUCAUAUCAGUCAUGGACGACACCCCAAACCCUCAUGUUCAGACUCAACCAACCCCAACCGGAGUUACCACCAGCAGCCCACACCUGGACAAUAACAAAAACAAGGGAAAGGCAAAGGGAGCUCCUCAACAUCAGGUUCCAGUUGUCCCAUACCUACCCAUCAGGCCUGGUGCCCCCAACAUAAAUGGCUUCCCUCCUGCACCACCAAUGUUCUUUGUCCCUCAGAGAGCUGCAGCACGCCAUCCCCACCCCAUGAGCUGGUUUCCCAGAGGUUAUGGAAGUGUGCUCAACUACCUCAUGCCCCCGUCUGUAUUCUCAGCCUAUGUCCGGGCUUUGCAUGGAGGUUCAUCUGAAGAGAAUUCUCUGAGUGACUGAAGUAUCGGGUUCCUAAGCCCAUUUAUAAAUAGAAUGGGGGGUGUCCGUUCUAUAGAUUCUAUUUCUAUGCCUGAGAGUUUCUGGUCUAAGUCUCCAUUACUGUCCCAGACAAGAGAUCGGUAGAGGCUGAUAUGAUCAGUGCCAUUGUGUGCUGAAUCUGCUAUGCGGAAGUGUUGAUAAGCAUCAUGUUUUUAUCUUUUUAAUCACUCACAGCAUCAUGCGUAUAUGCUUUCAUAAACAGUCUUUGAGUUGUUUUGGACUGCAGUGCUCAACCAUUUAAUUACACUAAAUUAAUACGUUUAAAAUGUUACCUUCAGAAUCACGAUGCUUGCACAAUACAAAUUACACCCUGCAUUGCAAAGAAAGCCAUUUUCGACAAGUGCAACUUUAAAUCAAGCCAGAAUGAACAAUGAUUCAUGGAUUCAUUAUCUGAGAGUUUCAUGCCUGUGUCACAAAUACGCAGACCUGUGUGGUCAACCUCAGCUGCCUUUGCGAUCAACACAAGGCAGUUAGUUACCACAGGAGCUGGAACUAGGUGGUGUUCAUUAUGCACCAAACUGGAAGAAAAAAAAGGGACUGAAACAGGAAGGGACUGCCAAUAAGAAACCUUUCAUUAGAAAUCAGAAGUGCGGUUAAGGUUAGGUUUGUAAUAAUACUUUAAAAAGAGAAAUUGAAGAAACAGAUGGGGUUUAACAAGAAUUAUGACUGGCUGUGGUAACUACACUGAACAAAAAUAUAAACGCAACAUGCAACAAUUUCAAAGUUACAGUUCAUAUAAGGAAAUCAGUAAAUUCAAACAAAUUAAUUAGGCCUAAUCAAUGGAUUUUACAACUGGGCAGGGGCGCAGCCAUGGGUGUGCCUGGGAGGGCAUAGGCCCACCCACUGGGGACCCAGGUGAAGAAGCCGGAUGUGGAGGUUCUGGGCUGGCGUGGAUACACGUGGUCUGUGGUUGUGAGACCGGUUGGACAUACUGCCAAAUUCUCUAAAACGUUGGAGGCGGCUUAUGGUAAAGAAAUUAACAUUCAAUUAUCUGGCAACAGCUCUGGUGGACAUUCCUGCAGUCAGAUUGCCAAUUGUACACUCCCUCAAAACUUGAGACAUUUAUUGCAUUAUGUUCAGUAAAAAAACUGCACAAUUUUGUGGCCUUUUAUUGUCCCCAGCAAAAGGUGCACCUGUGUAAUGACCAUGCUGUUUAAUCAGCUUCUUGAUAUGCCACACCUGUCAGGUGGAUGGAGAAAUGCUCACUAACAGGAAUGUAAAGAAAUGUAUGUACAACAUUUGAGAUAAGCUUUUUGUGCACAUGGAACAUUUCUGGGAUCUUUUAUUUCAGCUCAUGAAACAUGGGACCAACACUUUACAUGUUGAGUUUAUAUUUUUGUUCUUUAUAGUUGAGGCCCACGUUACUUCUGGCUUUGUUGAUAUUCUCAAGUAGGAUCCAACAUCUUGGGGCAUUUCCAACUUCUUUGUCUUUUCUGACAUUUGGUUGACUGCUGUGCCCCUUAAAACAUGACAACCGUGAUGACUGGUGCAGAUAUCAGUAGUUUAUUGUAUGUUAAGUCCAAACACAUUCAAAAUGGAAAACUAAAACAAAUUUGCUCCAUCUGCAACACAUUUUUUUGUUUCUACUAGCAAACAAGUAGAAGGUAAACACAGUAAAUUAAGAUGGCAACCAACUGACUGCUUAGCGUACCACACUUGCUAAAGCCAGGAAGGAAAUCCUAUUCCACUGAAAAGAGGACUGGAAUGAUAUACAUUUAAAUCCACUCUACAGCAUUUUUCAACAGUGGAAAAAGUUUACAGCCUUUGCUUUAGGGGGUCCUUUGAAACUUGAGGGUAGAGAUGGGGGUUUCACUGAAAUUUCAAAGCAAAACAAAUAAAAGUACAAAUCUGCUCC